Microthlaspi erraticum is the source of this 1170-nucleotide messenger RNA. The record is from the annotation of a GenBank genome assembly. NCBI's taxonomy places the organism in Eukaryota, Viridiplantae, Streptophyta, Magnoliopsida, Brassicales, Brassicaceae.
AUGGAUAUACCAGAGGGUAAUGGAAACCCUCUGGGUAAUGGAAAUGGUCGAGCUAGGCAGACUCGACCGAUUGGGCUUGGAGAUGCACCAAACCGCCACCAGCAAAGAAGAGGGAUUGUCCCACCUCCUGUCCAGAACCACAAUUUCGAGAUCAAGCUGGGGAUGAUUACCUUAGUCCAGAACAAGAUGUUCCAUGGAUUGUCUUGUGAAGAUCCCAUUGAUCACUUGGAUGAGUUUGAUAGGCUGUGUGAUCUGACCAAGAUGAAUGGUGUCUCUGAAGAUGCCAUCAAGCUGAGACUCUUCCCUAUGUCUCUUGGUGACAAGGCCCAUCAAUGGGAGAAGAGUUUACCCCAUGGAUCAAUCACUACAUGGGAGGAUUGCAAGAAGGCAUUUCUUGCCAAGUUCUUCUCUACUGGUCGCACUGCUAAGCUGAGAAGCGAGAUAUCUGGUUUCACUCAAAGGAACAAUGAGACAUUUGCUGAAGCUUGGGAGAGAUUCAAGGGUUACACCAGUCAAUGCCCUCAUCAUGGCUUCAGCAAUGAGUCUUUGCUUUCCACACUUUACAGAGGAGUUUUGCCAAGAUACAAAGAGAUGUUGGACACAGCCAGUAAUGGAAACUUCCUCAAUCAAGAUGUAGAUGAUGGCUGGCAGCUUGUGGAGAACAUUGCUAACUCAAGUGGGAGCUAUGGAGAGGAGUAUGAUCGCACAAACAGGAGCUCGACCUCCAACUCGAUCGAGUCUGAUAGUAAGCUGAGAAACGAUGUCAAGGCACUCAAUGAGAAGUUGGAUACGCUUAUCUUAGCUCAAUCCACAAUGAAGAAGGCCAACUUUGUUUCUAAAGAAGAGAUGGUUCAAGGCCAAGAAGAGGAGGAGAAUCAGUUUGCUGAAGUGUGCUACAUUAAGAAUGGACAAGGAGGUUAUCAAAACGGUUACUAUGGCUACAAGUCACACCCUACCAUGUCCUACAGUAACACUGAUGUUGCCAAUCCUCAAGAUCAAGUCUACCCUCCGCAGCAACAGCUCCAGCGAGUCAGCCUCCACAGCAAGGAUAUGGUCAGAAAGGGAAUUUCCAGGGCCAUCAGGGAAAUUAUCAAGGACAACAGCAGAGUGUACCAACUGGGUAUGCACCUCAAGCGCCUCAGGCUUCACCAAGUCAGGAACAAGAAAUAA